Molecule: messenger RNA, 1444 nt
Organism: Humulus lupulus (European hop)
Lineage: Eukaryota; Viridiplantae; Streptophyta; Magnoliopsida; Rosales; Cannabaceae
Exons: 3
Coding region: 14-1414 (466 amino acids)
Molecular function (GO): zinc ion binding
Source: RefSeq, a predicted model, not a curated record
UCCAAAUGACAUCAUGAAUGAUAUGAAUGAUGACUUUGGAGUAACUAUGGGAUACACAAAAGCAUGGAGAUCAAGAGAGAAAGCUUUGCGUCUAGUAAGAGGGAACCCCGAUGAUUCAUAUCAGAAGUUGCCAAUAUAUCUUUACAUGUUGAAAAAAGCAAAUCCAGGAACAAUAACACACCUACUCACAGACAAGGAAGAUAGAUUCAAAUACCUAUACAUAGCUUUCUCUAACUCAAUCAAGGGUUGGAGAUACUUGAGGCCUAUAAUUGUUGUUGAUGGAACUUUUUUGAAAAAUGCACAUGGUGGUACCCUGUUUUCAGCAUCAACGUUAGAUUCAAACAACAACAUUUUCGUGUUGGCUUUUGGAAUAGCAGACUCCGAAAAUGAUAACUCAUGGCUAUGGUUCUUCUCCAAACUGCGAGAAACCUAUGGAGAACCCGAAGGAUUGGCUAUAGUUUCUGACAGACAUAAGAGCAUAGACAAUGCAGUACAUAUGGUGUACCCAAAUGCUUUCCAUGGAGCUUGCAUGUUUCACUUACUCAAUAAUUUGAAAGGCAAGUAUGGGAGCCAUGGAGAAGAACUACAAAUGAAAUUCAUUGCAGCAGCAAAAGCAUACACACAGACAGAAUGUGAAAACUACAUGAAAGGCCUUGAUAGAAUUGAUAGACGCAUUAGGCCCUAUUUAGAAAAAGCCAAGUAUGAAACUUGGGCAAGAUCAUACUCGCCAACAAAAAGAUACACCAUGAUGACAUCCAACAUCGCAGAAUCACUCAACGCUGCACUAAAAGCUGCAAGAAAUCUCCCCAUUGAUAUCUUGGUUGAAUGCCUUAGAAGUUUGGUUCAAAAGUGGGUUUGGAACAACUCAAAUAAUGCAAAUGGAACAUUCACAAAAGUCUCUACAGCAACAGAAAAUGAAUUGAGACAUGACAUUGUUUCAAAAAUGAAGUAUGAGGUCUUGCCUUUCAACACAAUAGAAUACCAAGUUCGUGAUCAAAAGGGGAUAAAUUUCACAGUAAAUAUACAUAAUAGAACAUGCACUUGCAAUAGGUUCCAAGAAGAUGAAAUACCUUGUGGCCAUGCAGUAGCUGUCAUUGCAAAAAGAAACUUGAGUGUCUAUGAUUAUUGUGCAAAAUUCUACAGAACAGAAACGUUGAAAGCAUUGUAUCAAGAAAAUGUUCAUCCUUUGCCCCAUAAAGAUGAAUGGAAUCUCCCACAACACUUGGACAUACUAGUGCUGCCUCCAAAUUCAACAAUCCCUGCAGGAAGACCAAGAAAGAAACGAAUAAGAUCAAGAGGGGAAAAUAACGUAAUAAUCACCUGUGGGAAAUGUGCACAACCAGGACAUAACAGGAAGACUUGCAGGAAUCCUCCAUUUCAGAAGCCAAAUAAACAGAAAAAGCCAAAGACAUAGAUUCACAUUCUACAGAAAAACAAACCUUUC